CAGCGCCCAGAGGCGGGCCGGUCCCUCCCGGGGGCCCCGCGCGGGCGGGCGGCCGCUCUCCGCAGGGCUCGGGGGCGGGGAGAGGGGCCGAGCUGGCCCCACCCAGCAGCGAGCGCAGGCCCCGCGGAGCAACCCCGCAGCCCUUCGCCCGCAGCCGCCCGGCCGGGACAGGGGCGCGCCAGGCCCAUCUCAGCCAUGAGGAGCAGCAGUGCCCGGGCAUGGCAGGAACUGCUGGCCCUGCUCUGCAGCGUCUGGCUCUGGGUGGGCGCUGCCCAGCGCACCGGGCCUACGCCCACGUUGCAGAGCCAGGGCCCCAAGCUGAAGUUCCGCCUGGCCGGGUACCCCCGCAAGCACAACGAGGGGCGCAUCGAGGUCUUCUACAACGAGGAGUGGGGCACCAUCUGCGACGACGACUUCACGCUGGCCAACGCCCACGUGUUGUGCCGCCACCUCGGCUUCGUGGCCGCCACCGGCUGGGCCCACAGUGCCAAAUAUGGCAAAGGCGUUGGGCGGGUCUGGCUGGACAAUGUGAACUGCGGGGGCAGCGAGAAGAGCAUCGCGGACUGCAAGUCACGGGGCUGGGGGAACAGUGACUGCAGCCACGAGGAGGACGCGGGCGUGAUCUGCAAGGACGAGCGCAUCCCGGGCUACGUGGACUCCAACGUCAUCGAGGCCGAGCAGAACCAGGUGGAGGAGCUCAGGCUGCGGCCUGUGGUCUCGGGCGCCAGGAAGCGGCUGCCGGUGACGGAGGGCGUGGUGGAGGUGCGCUACAAGGAGGGCUGGGCGCAAAUCUGCGACGAGGGCUGGAACCACAAGAACAGCCGCGUGGUCUGCGGGAUGAUGGGCUUCCCGGCUGAGAAGAAGGUCAACAGGAACUUCUACAAGCGGUUAAAGCGAGCAGCCAAGAUAAAGAGCCGGAGCCCAGGGCCGGGUGCAAGGCUGGUCUCCAAAGCUCGCCCCAAACACAAGCCCAGAGAGGACUUUGGGGUCCCCAAGAGGUUGUACCUGGAACGGCAGCAGCUCAGCUACCGGCUGCACUCGGUGGCCUGCACGGGGAACGAGGUGCACAUCUCCAUGUGCCCCUUCGAAUUCUACAAAGGCAAUGCCACUGCGACCUGCAAAGGCGGGAUGCCCGCUGUGGUGAGCUGCAUGCCAGGGCCCCUCUUCACCACUGGCAGUGCCCCAAAGAAGAAGCCGCAGCGGCAGCAGCAGCAUCAGGGCCAGCAGCGCGUCCGGCUGAAGGGCGGUGCCAAGGCCGGGGAAGGCCGGGUCGAGGUGCUGAAGAACAGCGAGUGGGGCACCGUCUGCGAUGACCGCUGGAACCUGCUGACAGCCAGCGUGGUGUGCCGUGAGCUGGGGUUCGGCAGUGCCAAGGAGGCUCUGACGGGAGCACGCAUGGGCCAAGGGAUGGGUCCCAUCCACAUGAACGAGGUGCAGUGCACAGGCUCGGAGAAGUCGCUGUGGAGCUGCCCCUAUAAGAACAUCACGGCGGAGGACUGCAAGCACUCCGAGGACGCCGGGCUCCGCUGCAACAUCCCCUACAUGGGCUACGAGACCACGAUUCGCCUGAGCGGGGGCCGGAGCCGCUUCGAGGGGCGGGUUGAGGUGGCGCUGGGCACUGGGAGCAGUGGGCGCCCCGCCUGGGGCCUGAUCUGUGGCGAUGGCUGGGGAACCCUGGAGGCCAUGGUGGCUUGUCGCCAGCUGGGCCUGGGAUUCGCUAACCAUGGCUUACAAGAGACGUGGUACUGGGAUGCCAGCAACGUGACGGAGAUGGUGCUGAGCGGCGUGAGGUGCGCUGGCCACGAGAUGGCGCUGAGCCACUGCCAGCACCAUGGCAACAGCCUCAACUGCAAGAAGACGGGCACCCGCUUCGCCGCCGGGGUCAUCUGCUCCGAGACUGCCUCGGACCUGCUGCUGCACGCCCCGCUGGUCCAGGAGACGGCCUACAUUGAGGACCGGCCCCUGCACAUGCUGUACUGUGCAGCAGAGGAGAACUGCCUCUCCAGCAGCGCCCGCAACGCCAACUGGCCCUACGGGCACCGCCGCCUGCUGCGCUUCUCCUCCCAGAUCCACAACAACGGCCGCGCCGACUUUCGCCCGAAGGCCGGGCGCCACUCCUGGGUCUGGCACGAAUGCCAUAGGCACUAUCACAGCAUGGACAUCUUCACCCACUACGACCUCCUGACCCCCAACGGCACCAAGGUAGCCGAGGGCCACAAGGCCAGCUUCUGCCUGGAGGACACGGAAUGCCAGGAAGACGUGGCCAAGCGGUACGAGUGCGCUAACUUCGGAGAGCAGGGCAUCACCGUGGGCUGCUGGGACCUGUACAGGCACGACAUCGACUGCCAGUGGAUCGACAUCACUGACGUCCGGCCCGGCAACUACAUCCUGCAGGUGGUGAUUAACCCCAACUACGAGGUGGCCGAGAGCGACUUCACCAACAAUGCCAUGAAGUGCAACUGCAAAUACGACGGGCAUCGCAUCUGGGUGCACAACUGCCACAUCGGUGACGCCUUCAGCGAAGAGGCCAACAAGCGGUUUGAACAGUACCCAGGACAGCUCAACAACCAGAUUGUAUAGUGACCCCUCUCCCCCCCCCAUGCCCCCCGGAAAGGCCGUCUCCCCACACACCACCGGGUGCUCGGAGGUGGAAGCAGUUUGUCCCGGGGCAGCGUCACGUCCCAGGCUGGCUUGCGGGGCUCUGUGGUGAGAGGAUCUGUGCCCAGCAGCAGCUGGUGCAGGUGCCAGGUGCAGCCUCUGGCCCGGCCCAGCUCGGCUGUGGAGUCCUCGGGCAUCUCUGAUCUCAGGCAGGAUUUUCCUGGGCUGAUGUGGCCCCACAUUCUUGUCUGACCGUGCAGGGCCUGACAGGAGGGAGGCUCUGGGCACUGCGCCCCACGGCACCCAGCCCUGCUCGGGGAGAACUGUGGACUUCUACCACUGGGCAGUACGGGGGCUUCCGCACCUCGUUGUGGGGCUGAGGUGCAGCAUGACACCAAGCAGGGCAGGGUUAGAGCCUGGGCCAAAUCUGGCAGCUUCCUCUCCCUGGGAGAGUUGGAGAGGUGUGUGAAUGGCCAUCAGCUGCCUCCAGCUCUGUCCCCAGCUCCUGCCCCCCAUCAUCUCCUCCCACCACUGCCACACACUCAUCCUGCCCCUCCACCUCCCACCGCCCCCUCAGCCACUGGCCUGACCAGCCCCCCCUAGUUCCCAGCCGACACAGGAACCUCAUGGAAGAGGAGCAACGGCUCCAGGCACCUUACUCAGCGUCCCUUGGCCCAUGCCACCUGCAGGGCUGGCCGGGUCUGGGCCGUCACACCUGUCUCCGUACAGCAGCGUGUCUGUGUACUUAAAGAGCUAAAACCACAUCAGGCUGCCCUGCUCAUGGUUGGGACGCCCCCAUUUCUCAGUUGUCAUUUUAUUUUCUGUAUAAAAGUGACGGUCUGUUUCCCUGA
Molecule: messenger RNA, 3449 nt
Organism: Chrysemys picta bellii (western painted turtle)
Lineage: Eukaryota; Metazoa; Chordata; Testudines; Emydidae
Product: lysyl oxidase homolog 3
Biological process (GO): inflammatory response; peptidyl-lysine oxidation; collagen fibril organization
Cellular component (GO): membrane
Molecular function (GO): copper ion binding; protein-lysine 6-oxidase activity
Source: RefSeq, a predicted model, not a curated record